AUGCAUUCAUGGGCUGGACAGCAACGUUGGUGGGAACAGGAGAUUAAGAUAAGUGGGAACAUUCAAAAAGGAGAACUCAUUACCUAUAAUCUGACUGAACUUAUAAAACCAGAAGCCUAUGAAGUCCGUCUGACUCCUCUUACCAAGUUUGGUGAGGGAGAUUCAACCAUUCGUAUAAUCAAAUAUAGUGCUCCUGUAAAUCCUCAUUUGCGUGAGUUUCACUGUGGAUUUGAAGAUGGUAACAUCUGUUUGUUCACUCAAGAUGAUACAGAUAAUUUUGACUGGACAAAACAAAGUACUGCGACCAGAAAUACAAAGUAUACCCCAAAUACCGGGCCUAAUGCAGAUCGCACUGGAUCCAAAGAAGGUUAUUAUAUGUAUAUUGAAACUUCUCGGCCCAGAUUAGAAGGAGAAAAGGCCAGAUUACUCAGUCCUGUUUUCAGCAUAGCCCCCAAAAAUCCUUAUGGAGCCACGAAUACUGCAUAUUGUUUCAGCUUUUUUUAUCACAUGUAUGGACAACAUAUAGGUGUUUUAAAUGUUUAUCUGCGUUUAAAAGGACAGACUACAAUAGAAAAUCCAUUAUGGUCUUCAAGCGGAAAUAAAGGACAGCAUUGGAAUGAGGCCCAUGUUAAUAUAUAUCCAAUCACUUCGUUUCAGCUCAUCUUUGAAGGUAUUCGAGGCCCUGGUAUAGAAGGUGAUAUUGCCAUCGAUGAUAUAUCAAUUUCAGAAGGAGAAUGUGCAAAACAAGAUCUAACUACAAAGAAUUCAGUUGAUGGCGCUGUUGGCAUUUUAGUACAUAUAUGGCUUUUCCCAGCUGUCGUCCUCAUCUCUAUCUUAAAUCCUCGAAGGUGACCUUAUUCUGGCAGAGGCUAUAAAAGAUUCACCAAGCACUGACAUGAAGAAAGAGUCUUUGUAAAUGGACAUUUAAAACAAACUACCAAAGAUUCCUCCACUGACUACAGACUCCAAAACAAAACAA
Trichosurus vulpecula (common brushtail) is the source of this 979-nucleotide messenger RNA. It is a transcript of the gene MDGA2, whose product is annotated as MAM domain containing glycosylphosphatidylinositol anchor 2. Gene Ontology annotation, cellular component: membrane. Gene Ontology annotation, biological process: nervous system development. Lineage: Eukaryota; Metazoa; Chordata; Mammalia; Diprotodontia; Phalangeridae. The transcript has 8 exons. The record is from RefSeq and is a predicted model, not a curated record. Bases 1 to 852 code for a protein of 283 amino acids.